Oldenlandia corymbosa var. corymbosa is the source of this 1416-nucleotide messenger RNA. NCBI's taxonomy places the organism in Eukaryota, Viridiplantae, Streptophyta, Magnoliopsida, Gentianales, Rubiaceae. The record is from the annotation of a GenBank genome assembly.
AUGGAGCGGAAACAGGGGUUCUUUUCGGCACUGAAGGAGGAAGUGGUGAGAGGCUUGUCGCCGUCUCGGUCCAGGGGAAGAAGCCCAUCUCCGUCGAGGUCCGGUUUGAGGCGGAGGAGGAAAGGGAGGCCGCCGGAGAUGUUUAUUUCGAGAUCGGGGAGUUUGAGGCCCGGGAUGGAGACAUUGUCUCCUCUCAGGGAGGGUCCGGAUCCGAACGGGUCGGAUGGCGGUGGUGAUGUUAGGCCUGAGAAGUGGGGACAUUGGCUCUGUCGGGCUCCUUCUGUCUCGACUUCUGCUGCUUCAGGAUCCGGGUCGGAUUACCAGAGGUCCGAUCUGCGUCUGCUGCUCGGUGUUCUGGGUGCGCCCCUUGCGCCGGUGCACGUUAGCAACAAUGACCCUUUGCCGCAUCUCAGCAUCAAAGACACUCCUAUUGAAACAUCAUCAGCUCAGUACAUAUUGCAGCAGUAUACCGCAGCAUCAGGAGGCCAGAAGUUGCAGAAUUCUAUUCAUAAUGCUUAUGCUCUGGGAAAAGUGAGGAUGCUAGCAUCAGAUAUUGAGACUGCUACAAAGGUCAUUAAGAACAGAAACUCUUCCAAAGCAGCUGAGACAGGUGGAUUUGUACUCUGGCAAAUGAAUCCAGAUCGAUGGUAUGUGGAACUUGCCCUUGGUGGCAGCAAAGUUCAUGCUGGAUGCAAUGGAAAACUAGUGUGGAGGCAUACCCCAUGGCUAGGUGCACAUGCUGCAAAAGGACCUGUUAGACCACUACGCCGAGCGCUCCAGGGACUUGAUCCAAGGACCACGGCCAGCAUGUUUGCCAAUGCAAGAUGCACUGGAGAAAAGAAUAUAAAUGGGGAGGACUGCUUUGUGCUUAAACUCUGUGCCGAUCCACAUACAUUGAAAGCAAGGAGUGAAGGACCUGCUGAAAUCAUAAGGCAUGUUCUGUUUGGCUAUUUCAGUCAGAAGACUGGGCUUCUUGUACACUUAGAGGACUCCCAUUUGACGCGCAUUCAAAGCAAUGGAGGUGAUGCUGUCUACUGGGAGACCACUAUCAACUCAUUCCUUGACGACUAUCGGCCAGUUGAAGGGAUCAUGAUCGCGCAUUCUGGGCGGUCCAUAGUGACCCUGUUCAGAUUCGGGGACACAGCAAUGAGUCACACCAAAACCCGAAUGGAAGAAGCCUGGACCAUUGAGGAAGUAGCUUUCAAUGUGCCUGGUCUCUCUGAUGAAUGUUUUAUUCCACCGGCUGAAUUAAGAUUGAGUUCUCUCAGUGAUGCAUGUGAACUUUCUCAAGGUCAGAGGGUGAGGACCACAGUGGCAGCAGCUGCAGCUGCAGCAGCAGCUUAUCGAGCUAGGGUCACUACACAGAAAUCAACUGAAAGCAAUCUUAGCAAUGUUGUUCUCAAGAUGGAUAUUUAA